Messenger RNA from Vicia faba (fava bean), 390 nucleotides. Lineage: Eukaryota; Viridiplantae; Streptophyta; Magnoliopsida; Fabales; Fabaceae. The record is from the annotation of a GenBank genome assembly.
AUGUCGAUCUCUCCCCUGAAUCAGGGAAAACUAAGUUGCUUAAGAUUAAUAGCACCUCCUUUUGUGGGAUUUGUAAUGUUGUCAAUGCCGACAUUGUUCAAAAGUUGGGUCUCGGUUAUGGAGAAAUUAAAGUGGGAUGGACUGGAGUUUCUAAACAAAAUUGGCUCGCAAUCUCAAGAUAUUGCAGAAGAUAUUUAUAUUCAAUCUUUUGAAGAACGUUCUUCUGAAGAGAGGAAAACCAAAGAAGAUUCUAUCAAAGGAGUAGGCAGUGAUGUUCAGUAUUCUACUAGUGAGAAGUCUCUUAGCCCAAAAACAGAUCAUUUUUGGAUGAUAAACAAACUGAAGAAACGAGAGCACUUUUUAAAGUUGGGUGAACAAAUGAAAUAUUAG